Molecule: messenger RNA, 3558 nt
Organism: Paralichthys olivaceus (Japanese flounder)
Lineage: Eukaryota; Metazoa; Chordata; Actinopteri; Pleuronectiformes; Paralichthyidae
Source: RefSeq, a predicted model, not a curated record
GCCAGCCACAGGAGAACAGCAGCUCCUGGCCUGUGGAAAGACAGAAACACUCAGACAUGGUUAUGUACAAACCCCCCCACCGUCUAAUUCUAACCAGGAAGAUCAACGUGAGGCUCCGCUCUGCAGUUGUUGUGUCUUGUUUUGACUGCAGCUGUUUACCUCUUACCAUUUCAUAACUCAUAAUUAUCCGUCCCGACCCAGGGCUCCGCGCAUGUAAACACAGGCAGGCAUGCUCCCAUCUCUCCUGACAGGAUGCUUGCUUCAUCCACGUUUCUCAACAAAGAGGCUGAGAGCAUCCGUGAGUUUGAAAGACGAGCUUCUCAAGUGAUGUUUUUUCUCUCUGUCUCUUUUGUUCCUUGUCAUGCUGAGGCUUCAGCAUGUUUCCUUUGUGAAGUUCAGAGCGUAAAAGUGAGGAAGCUGCUCAGCUCUGUGCCGACAGCCAACUGACAGGAAGAAAGGAGGAAACUCUGCUACCACACCACAACUCCACAAAUACUCCUCCGCACUUUUUCUUCAGAAACCUCUUUCAGUCUCGGGUCGUCUGUGGAAACAGACACUAUACGCUGGCAAAAAGGGGGAACAAGAGCUUAAGCAGCCCUCCCCCUCCCUCCAGCUCACAAUAUCCUCUUUUGGACCAAACCAGCCUCCGGUUUUAUGUUAUCUCUUUGGUUUUAGUGUGGCUCGCUCACACACACACACACACACACACAAACACUUGUGUGAGGAUGAUUGCCCGGGCAGAUGGUGCUCAGUGCCUGGACUAGAGGCUGAGACGAAGCCAAGAGGGACAGACUCCUCGUCCAUCAUGGGAUGCUGCAGUGUGACCCAGAGGCAUACUGGAGUGGACGAGGUGGGCCCCGAUGAGAUCGAGCUCCUGGAACUCUCUGGAGACAACUUAGGGGUGUGGAGUCUGGGAGAAACCAGGCUGCAGUUGAGGAAGAGCAGCAGAGAUGAGCAGCAGCCACAGGCGCCGCCACUACCGCCCCCACGCUACCCUUCAGUACGACACCUGGAGCAAGAGAUGGUGCUGUGGGGCAGGAGCAGAGAUGAGCUGCACCAUCGGAUUUAUUCCCAGCAGCCCAUCAGAGGCUGGGAGGGUCAACCAGCCCACCUGUAUGGAGAGGUUAUCCACUCCUCUCUGGUGUCUCUCUACAACAGCUACACACAGGAAACCAGCGAACACUUCCUGGUGCUGUUCUCAUUCCACCUGCUGAUCCUCUCUCUGGACCACUCUCGACAGGACUUCAUCUAUCAGGGCAUCCUUCCUCUUUCUGGCCUCACCUUCCAGGCUGUCUCCCUGGAGCCCGACACAUCACAUUCACAGCACAUGUUUGAGAUCAACGGACCGAUGAUGGAUUCCAAGAUGUUCAUAUGUGACAGUGCUACAGCGUUACAGACAUGGACACAGCAAAUAGAAGACAGGAGAUACAAAUCAAUGACACAACCCAUGAGUCCCUCUCAUUGCACCCUCUCCUAUCUACUACCCUGUGAUAUGCCCUGGAAAAGAAAAGAACUGCUCAAAUACUUACUACAAGCUCCAAUAUGGCAGUGGGAGGGUUCACCCAUACAGCACAUGGGUCAGCCAGGAUACAUCUCGAUCAUCCAUAUCAUCAACUCACAGAGACAGGGACACCAAGAAAGACUGAUGGUUCUCUUCCCUCAAGACGUCCUGCUGCUGUCAGUUGACAACAAGCGGCUGAAUAUAAAAUACGAGGGCAGGUUGCCUCGACACAGCAUCAGGGCGGUGGAGCGCUCAGUCUUGCCCGGACGGCUGGAGUUUGAGCUGAUAGGUAAUCUGCACAGACCCGUGACUUUUGCAAUAUUUCAGUUAUUUCAUAUAAUCUGUUUUGUUUCAGGUGAUCUGGUGGAGCCCCUGCAGGUCUCUUGCACCUGUCUAGAGGAUUAUCAGAACUGGAUUUUUCAACUUCAACAGCCGGACAGAAGCAGCCACAUCUCUGUGAGUCCGGUUGCACCUCCAAUCAUGCCAAAGCUGCAGAGGAGCAGGAAGGAGUCUCAGGAGCCGUUUAUAACCGCUGACCAAUGUCACAUCAAUGGACGCAGCUGACUCAAGUUCACUGUAACACACUGUGUAGAUAGUAUGUACAUAUUACUUUUAUGUCUAAUUUCUGCUACAAAAUUGAAAUGAAAAUGUUCUGAAAUGUUCUCACCCUAAUUUUGAUGCAUGUGGUUUCCUCACAGAGGAGCUGAAAAAAUACUUUUAGUUCUUUCAUGUGGGGAUAAACUAAAAUGAGGCCAUGACCUGGAUUCUGAGCAGAUGAAGACAUUGUAGAGCUGUAGUGGUUUUAACAGCAACAGAACUGAUGCACAUUACUUUUGCAGAAUAAACUGUUUAAAAAAGCGUUCAAAUUCAUGACUUCAACACAACAUAGAAUGGAAAUGUUUUUAUUUCAGUGGUUAAACAUUUACAGUAGUGUUGAAAAAAUCAGUAAACAUCCAGUGUAUCACAGUAUCUAUAUUCACUGUGGUAUAUUAGAAAUCACUCUGACUGCAAAGUUUAUUACUAUGGAAUGUCAUAAUAUCUUUUCAUAUAUAAAUUACUGUUAAAAAAAGUAAAUGAACAAUGUUCUACUCUUUAUACAUGAGGCCAUCUACAGAAAAGUACAUUUACAUCAAGAAUCUCCUUAGAGAACAACCAGCUAGAGGAGUAUAAAUACAUACGCAGCCAUAGCAACCACUUAAAUUACAACUAACAACUUAGACAAAGAAAAAAAAGUUGGGUUAUAAAUAUUUAAUGUGCCACUGCUAGAGUUUACAUUUGAUUGUUGAUUAUAGUGGUUCAUUUACAACAAAUUUAGCACAGUUACACUGCGCUAUUGAUCAUUUGGGGAUUUUUACACUAAUGAUAUAAAGACCUAAAUUCAACUUAGUGCUAUUGUUUACUGUUUUAUUAGUGUAACGCAAUGACAUCAACCUUCACUGAACUGCUGCUUAACUAAUCUGUACUCUUGAAGCUACAUUUGCACAUUUUGAAUUUGGUAUUAUUUUUUUCACUUUAAAUGACAAGGCUUGUCUUAUUAUAACUAAUUAUUCUGUGGUGAACAAAUGUGUUGGUCAAUUUAUUUUACUUUUUCAGUUCCUCAGGCCAGAAUUUGUUUUUCAGCACCAAGCCCAUUUUAUCCUGCCAGGUGCUACAUGCUUUUAAAAACAGACAUGAGCAUAUAUCUUAAUUUUUUUUUUCAUGAAUCACUAAAAUAGUUUGGAACUGAAGUUUUUACCGAAUGUUACUUCAACCUGAACAGUGAAUGUGUUGGGGACUAUAGUCAGUGGCAGAUUAAUAUAUAUUUCAAGCUCUAGUCAGUAUUUACAACAGUAGGAUGGUGUGAAGUCCCAGUAGUAACUUUAUGAAGCAGAAGAAUAAGCUCUGAUAGACAAUACUUGUCAGUAGGAUCGAUUUAUUUUUGUGCUUUGGUCUUUUCAUGGAGUUUAAAAAUAUACACUUUAACAUCCUAUUAGGUCAUUGAAAGUAUUUGUGUAGUGCAGCCUUUUAAAGAGACAGUCAGACAUUACUGCUUCAGUAUAAUUGUUUAAAAAAAAAAA